UUUACCUAUUUCAUAAAUAAAUACAAAAUAGACAAAAUGUCAAUUAAAUAGUCUACGUUAUCAAGCUUCGCAUAAAAUUUAUUAUGCUUUUGCUAGAGAUAUAGUGCUAAAGUAUAUUUUGUUUUGAUUAUGAAGCCUGGUAAAAGUGAGGUGAAAGAGGAAGUUGUGGAAGUCCAUACCGUGGCCAGGUCUCCCUCGCCAAAGCACAAGGACAAGGAGAAAUCCCGCAGCCGUUCCGGUUCACGGAAACUCUCCAAUGGACACGUCGAAAAGGACGAAGCGACUUCCGAAUCUUCGGACAAAGCGAAGCUUCGCGAGAAAUGGGCCAACUCGGAGCAGGAGUCGGCCGACACCGAAAUACCUAUACAUGACCAAAUAAAGAUGGGUAUACUCGGGUUUGUCGAGAAGGAAAUAAAGAAAUCGGACAAGAACCCAUCUUUUGUCUUCUACUCCCAUGAUCCUAAUGGGUUGGACGAGAAAUUUAUGAAGACGCUCUCUAGACCGUCAUCAGGUCACAAGGAGAAGCGCAGUCCAUCGUACCGGAGAAAGAAAAGACAUUCUUCUAAACAUCGGGACAGGGAUCUACAUGAUUUUGAGAUUCCGGGCUCCAGUCUCAUUGCUCUUGAAAAGGUUGAUGAUUAUUUGAAAGAAUACAACAAAGAUGAAGUAGUCACACUAAGCGGUGAACUUGAAAUAGAAGCAAAUGAUGUUGAGAACAACAAUGGCACACCAAAAGAGCUGCGACACAAGCCUCGGAAGACUCGGAGGAAAGCUCGAGAAGAGAGACAAGACACUAACGCUAAUGGGAGGGAUAUUAGUCCCAAGGUGUUCAAAACUGGUAGCAAAAGUAAAAGUACCACAAAAUCAGCGAGGCCAUCAGAUCUAUCAGCGAUGCUGGAGAGCCUAGAAUCAAAUGUGCCAUACCAUGAUCAGUACAUUGACAACCCGUUCUCAUCCCCAUCACCGUUGACAUCACCAAACGAUGAUAGACUUGAUCCGUUCAGCGGUAGACCUGAGAAGAUCUACUUGCAAGGUGGAGGGACUUUCCGAGCUAUUGCUCGUGAUAAGAUGCUCGAAACUCAACAGUCGAGAGAAGGAGAUAAGUAUUUGAGGCUCGGCAACUUCACACCUCUCGAUGUGGCUAUAACCGUACAGAAGGCAUGGCGAAACUGUGCACCGGCCUGUCACGGUGUGUUAGGAGGCCUGUCCCUCAUGCAUCUUCUGUUGAUCAGUUACUCGGACAGCCUGGACGCUGGACACCUGUCGUUCCAUGCGGUGGUGACAAUGCCGUAUGUGGCCGCUUACUAUUUCUUCUGCGUGCUCUGUCUUCUGUCUGUUUUGGAUAGGUUAGAUCUAACUACUAUAGACGUGUCGCGGGUCCAACCGUGGUUUCAACCUAUGGUGUUAGUUGUGUUGUACACCGCUUGCCUCCUUGUCUGCGCCGCGGCGCGGGCGUACGACGAAUUAAUGGUGUACCAAUACACGCCGCUCGUGACUAACUUCACUGCGAAUGUCACUGUUCCAACAAUACCGACGUUCUAUCACACUUGGACGCACUUUUCGAUAUGGAGAGCGGUACUUUCGAUACUGGGAUUGGUGUAUUUCAUAAUAUCAAACCCGCAAGAUGUGAUACAUAUGAAUCUCACGAAGUUACUACAAUACAAGCAGUCGUUGCAGAGUAUCGGAUGAUUUGUAUAGGCUUAUAAAAGGUAAAAGUUAAGUCUUAACUAAAAUAGAUCAUUGAUAGAUGACGGACCUAUGUAAUUUAGUUGGGUAAUAUAAAGCCUAGUUGUAGCUAAAUAUAUACAAACCCCACCAGAUAACGAAGGUCUGCCAUCUCACAUCCGCAUAUGAAUGAAUUUCUGAUGGUAGCAUUGAAAGAGAAUUGUUGAUUGAUCAUUUCCUAGCCAAACUGCUAAAGCGAUUUGGAUGUAACACAAACCGAUUUUCAUGCAAAAUAGUUUACACCCUAUCUCUUGCGUGCACAAAAUCGCAGACAAUAUUAUCUAGUCAGGGCACGUAUAGUAAUAAUAAUAUGUAUAUUAU
Aricia agestis (brown argus) is the source of this 2046-nucleotide messenger RNA. RefSeq lists its product as uncharacterized. Bases 130 to 1689 code for a protein of 519 amino acids. The transcript is spliced from 6 exons. Lineage: Eukaryota; Metazoa; Arthropoda; Insecta; Lepidoptera; Lycaenidae. The record is from RefSeq and is a predicted model, not a curated record. Gene Ontology annotation, cellular component: ciliary transition zone. Gene Ontology annotation, biological process: cilium assembly.